Nymphaea colorata (pocket water lily) is the source of this 1171-nucleotide messenger RNA. RefSeq names its product RNA-binding protein 2-like. Gene Ontology annotation, molecular function: mRNA binding. The transcript has 6 exons. Bases 238 to 996 code for a protein of 252 amino acids. The record is from RefSeq and is a predicted model, not a curated record. Lineage: Eukaryota; Viridiplantae; Streptophyta; Magnoliopsida; Nymphaeales; Nymphaeaceae.
AACCCGAUCCGAUUGAUACGUCGCUGGUGAAGAAUCGUCCGUCUUUUCAAGAGGGAACCAGGGUCCGACCGAGUCUCUUCAAUUUCCGAGUCGAAUCCGAGCCAUUUUACGGGGGGAGAGUUCAACAGACGGAGGGAGGAGUGGAGGAAUACGACGAAGCCAGGGUUUGUAUUUCCGGCAUUUAAAGUUUUCCAGAUAUUUGUCGAUCGUCGGAAAUCCGGCGGCGCCUCUCUGGAGAUGGCGGAACCCUACUGGCAGCCCGGGGAUCCGUCUGCGCCCGCAGGGAAAAGGCCGAGACCUGCAUACGAUUUUGUACCUCCUGGAGGCGGAACCCAAAUGGGAAUUGGUGGUCAGGAGGUGUCUGGUUAUCUGGCACGUGAAGAUAAUCGUGCUGCAGCUCACGUUGUCAAAGAUACUAGAUCCAUUAUGGAAUCAUAUGACCGUUAUCUGCAGAAUGGGGCAAUUUCUACUCAUGGGUCUGGAGAACCCAGAAAUAUGCCUGCUGCUGGUUUUGGUGGUCAAGGGGUGGCUGGGCCUCUUACUGCCAAUCCUGUUAUGAUGUUUGGUUCAGGUCUUGUUCUUCCAGACAUUGCUGCAAACAGUAGAAACAUGGGGUUCAACAACCAACCUCCUGUCGAUCUAGUGGCAAGGCCUGAGCGAGAAGUUCGUCUUCCUCCAGAUGCUUCUAGCACUCUUUUCGUUGAGGGCCUUCCAUCUGACUCCACACAGCGAGAAGUUGCUCAUAUAUUUAGGCCAUUUCUCGGCUACAAGGAAGUGAGACUUGUGACCAAGAACCCAAGAAAUCCUGGCGGCAAUCCUGUUGUUCUAUGUUUUGUGGACUUUGUAAAUGCUAACUGUGCUGCAACUGCGCUGGGUGUCUUACACGGUUACAAAAUGGAUGAACAAGAUCAAAAUUCACCAGUUCUAAGGAUGCAGUUUGCACGGCAUCCUGGACCAAGAUCUGGCAGUGGCAUGGGCCCCCGCAGCGGGCGAUGAGGUGAAAGUUGGCGAGAUUGUCUGCAUAUCUUUGGACCCACUUUGUUUUUAUCCUUUGCUGAUCAUUUUCAGGGUCUGCUGUAGCUUUUGGCCACUCAUUGUUCUCUAAUUUUUGGUAUAAACAUUAGGCUCAAUGUUCUCUAAUAUUAGUUUUACUGCCAGGGUUCUUCCUCAA